Messenger RNA from Cucumis sativus (cucumber), 2135 nucleotides. RefSeq names its product dof zinc finger protein DOF1.8. Gene Ontology annotation, molecular function: DNA-binding transcription factor activity; DNA binding. The record is from RefSeq and is a predicted model, not a curated record. Bases 752 to 1429 code for a protein of 225 amino acids. The transcript is spliced from 2 exons. NCBI's taxonomy places the organism in Eukaryota, Viridiplantae, Streptophyta, Magnoliopsida, Cucurbitales, Cucurbitaceae. Gene Ontology annotation, biological process: regulation of DNA-templated transcription.
UAUGUUGAUACUUUGGGAAUUAUAAUUUUGUUACAAAAAUGUUAUGUAGUCUAGUUUUAAUUAUUUGAACUUUUUUUUUUGACAAUUUAUGUGGCUUGGGCACUGAACCUCUAACCUGAAAGUUGAUAGCACAUACUUGAUGUCAUUUGAGUUAUGACCAUUUUGGCAAUUAUUUAAACCAAUUCUUGGACGCUAGUUGGACCAUUGCCUUUUCACACCUAUUACUUUAAUUCCAUGUUACUCUGUUUGAAUGUUAUGAAAACAACUAUAUGCAAAUGCAUACAAACAAGAAUCAUAACUAAUAAAGGCCUGAUCAUAUACUUACAGGUACAAUACAAUACUUAGGUACAAAAUAAUUGAAUAUAAUAUAAGAUAGUUUAUAGGUAAGACUCCUUCGUAAGAUUUUAGUCUAUUGUACAAUCUCAAAUGUAUGUACAAGAAGAAAAUCCUUUUAAGGAUUUCUACUGUAGUAUGAUCAUGAUGAAAUCAACACCCAGACAAAAAAAGAAAAAAAAAAAAAAACUUUCCCUUGAGAAGGAGAGUUCCAAAACACAUUGUCUAAGCAUAUUAUGACAAAGAAAGGUCACUUGAGACAAUAAUAAAAGCUCUCUACUUUCUCCCUCCUACUGUUGGCCGACACAUAAUAAAGAGCAGCACAAAGGCCUCUGCUGGAUCUUGCUUUUGGACCAUCUGCAAGAAUUAAAGCAAGAAAUCAAGUAGUCUUUGCUCAUCUCCUUCACAACUCUCUAUAAUGGAUUCUGCUCACUGGCCUCAGGUUGAAGUUAAGAACAUGGAAUUAGAAGAAGAGGGUCUGAAGGCAGUUGUGGAAAGAAAAGCAAAAGCUAGGAAAGAUCAAAUAUUGAACUGUCCAAGAUGCAAUUCCAACAACACAAAGUUCUGUUACUACAACAAUUACAGUCUCUCACAGCCAAGAUACUUCUGUAAGUCUUGUAGAAGAUAUUGGACAGCUGGUGGGUCUUUAAGGAACAUUCCAGUUGGUGGGGCAUCUAGGAAGAACAAGAGACCUUCAGCUAAUUUUUCAUUACCUCCUUCAAAGAACAAUCAAAAGAAUUAUAAUAAUGAUGGUGGUGACGAUGAUGAUCAGGGCAUUUCCCAAUUAAAUAUCAAUAUUACUUCUUGUUCUUCAACUGCCACCACUACUAACACUGCUACUUCUUGUUGUUGGCUGUCAUCUGAUAAUGAUCAUAUGAAUAAUCAAAUAAUGCUGAGAAGUAAUGGCAUAAUGUCUCAAAGGGAGCUCAUUCCUUUUAUUCCUAUGCCUGCACCAGCUCCUCCACAGCCUACUGCUGUUGCUGCUUUGGAGGAUUUCAAGCAACUUUCAACCAUCAUUUCUACUGAUCAAAAUGGAGCUAAAUUGGGGGAUGCUCCUGCAUUUUGGAGUGGCAUUUUUGGUGGAGGUUCAUGGUGAAACUUCUCCGCACUAAUAAGCUACAGGUGAAUUUAUAAUAUAUGUUUGUAAAUUUGGGGUGAUUUUAUAUUCUCAUUGCAUUUUUAUUACACAAACACACAUAAAUACCAUCUGUUUAAUUACUUUUCAUUUCUUGGCUUAAGAAUUGGGAGGGUAGAAGUAUAUAACCUGGUGAGUUUUAGAAUCUAAAUAGGGGUCAUUUUGAAGAUGUUAAUGAUCAUAAUGUGUGUGUUUUAAUUAGUUUUCCCUCCCUUUUUUAGUACAGAAAUGAAAACCAAAACAAACAAAAAGAUAAAUUAAGGGGUUUGAGUAUCGCUACCAUCUAUGGACAGCCGAGGUUACACAUGAUGGGUGAUAAUUCCCUUCCCAAGAGUCUUUAAUUGUCCCUUUUGAAUUAUGUGUUGCAUUUGUGUUUAGGGAUCAAACGUAUUUGUGCUUUGUGUAUAUACAUUAUUUUUACUAAUUAGCUUCAAGAGAUUGUUGUAUGAAAAUGGUCAAGGUUUGAAAAGAGAGAAAAAAGAAGAAAGAAAUUAGAAAACAGAAGUCUUGUCCUUGUAAUUAAUAAUAAUCUACUUCUGAUGUCCACCUAUGGUAUAAUAUUAUGUGUGUCAAACAUUUUAUUUGGAGUCAUUUGUAGAAAAUGUGUAUUACUGUUGUACUUAAUGAAUCUUUGCAAUUAAUUUUGAAAUUCCAUUUUUAGGAUCAA